AACCCGUUUUGGUUGACCCAGUCAGUCAGUCCCUUGUUCCCGCUUCUCACAAGGCGGCAACCACCUGAGGAGCUACCUACAGUACAGUGCAGUGCCACAGCCGCCCAUUUCAAAGGUCUACGCAAUCCCUCUUCCUUUCUAUUACCCCCCUCCACCCCAGAACCUAAUCUGUACUCCAACCUUUCAUCAUCAUCCUGAGCCCGACAAGCAAACAGCAAUAAGUAGCCUGAAAAUACAUCAUCGUUUCCCUCUUUUGCUGUUUCCCCGAACAGCACUCCCGACGCAAUAUUAUCCUCGCUCAACAACAACCAAACAAACAAAUCUCAAUCAACCGCCGCCAUGCGCUCCAAGUUUAAGGACGAGCACCCCUUCGAGAAGCGCAAGGCUGAAGCCGAGCGCAUCCGCCAGAAGUACACCGACCGCAUCCCCGUCAUUUGCGAGAAGGUAGAAAAGUCGGACAUUGCCACCAUCGACAAGAAGAAGUACCUGGUCCCUGCCGACCUGACCGUGGGCCAGUUCGUCUACGUGAUCCGCAAGCGCAUCAAGCUGUCUCCCGAGAAGGCCAUCUUCAUCUUCGUCCAGGACACCUUGCCGCCGACCGCCGCGCUCAUGUCGAGCAUCUACGAGUUACACAAGGACGAGGACGGAUUCCUGUACAUCACCUACUCGGGCGAGAACACCUUCGGCGACCUGUUUGAGGAAGUCGAGUGAGCUUGCUCACUAGGCUGGGGCAAAUCGUCUGUCGAUGCGGAGUGGAUACCAGAACCUAAGCCAGCCACGAAUCGAAUGGACUUUGGGGAGGGACUCACACCGCUUGUUUCCUGUUUUUGUUUGCCUCUAAUGGACCGUUUUUCGACUUGCUGAUUUGGCGUUAAAGAGGGGUUUUUUUUAUUAUUGAACAUGCUGGUUUGGGACUCGGGACUUCUAUAUGUUUGUUUUUGUUUUUUACUUCUUUUUUUUUAUCACCCUUGCCGGUUGCACCGCAGUCAGUCAUCUCCUGGGGAGCGGUGAGAGCAGGAAAUCAUCAGGGUGUUUACGUGUGCGCUUCUUCCAAACAUCUCGCCCUCGGAUUGCCAUUGUUACAUGUGGCUAAUACGAGCGAGAUGUUGAUCGGGGGGAAGCGCACAUUGUACUCCUUGGAAGUUUGGGGAUUAUGCAUGAGGAAAGAAAUGGACAUUUAUCAUGGAAAUAGAAAUCCCCUCUGCUCCUCCCAAGCUGGUUCAGCUUUCCCUGGCUCACCCUGGGUAUCUGCGCUCUUCCUGAGACUGGAAACACCCUCGAAGUGAGAGGACGCGGAGCUUUUUGUAAGAGCAGAAACCGAUUUCCCAGUGACUGAAUUUACUGCGGCUGUGUCUCUCCUGCAUAUGCAUUAGAAUUCCCAGGUUGAACUACCAAGUCUAGAAUCUUUUUCCCCAUGUCAAUGUUUGC
Messenger RNA from Pyricularia grisea, 1428 nucleotides. RefSeq lists its product as uncharacterized. The coding region runs from base 340 to 711 and encodes 123 amino acids. Gene Ontology annotation, molecular function: phosphatidylethanolamine binding. The transcript has 3 exons. Lineage: Eukaryota; Fungi; Ascomycota; Sordariomycetes; Magnaporthales; Pyriculariaceae. Gene Ontology annotation, cellular component: autophagosome; fungal-type vacuole membrane; cytosol. The record is from RefSeq and is a predicted model, not a curated record. Gene Ontology annotation, biological process: cellular response to nitrogen starvation; macroautophagy.